Molecule: messenger RNA, 819 nt
Organism: Scheffersomyces amazonensis
Lineage: Eukaryota; Fungi; Ascomycota; Pichiomycetes; Serinales; Debaryomycetaceae
Gene: PSF2
Product: DNA replication protein
Exons: 2
Coding region: 70-705 (211 amino acids)
Biological process (GO): double-strand break repair via break-induced replication; DNA replication
Cellular component (GO): nucleus; GINS complex
Source: RefSeq, a predicted model, not a curated record
CUACACCUCUCGCUGAAUUGAGAAUUGUUGAGAGAUACUCGUUAGUGAUUACUGGUUAGUUGUACAAAGAUGGUGCUACCUAAGCAGCUACAAGGCAAUCUCAUGCCAUCGGAAGUUAAUUUCCUUGGUGAGAAUGAGCUAGUCACUAUUCUUCCAAGAUACUCCAUGAAGAAAAUGCAACUUAUCGGAACUAAAAUUCCAGCCUUAAGAGCUAUGCGGAGAGAGCAAGUACCCCUCUGGGUAGCUCUCAUCCUUAAGUCGCAAGACAAAUGUAGUAUCGUGCCUCCUAAAUGGUUAAAUGUGGUAUAUUUAAAGGACAAAUAUGAUGAAGAAGUGAGAAAUCCCAAUCAAUUCAGUUCCUUACCAUGGCAUUGGCUUGAAAUUUCCAAGAUUUUAUUAGCCAGAGCAGCUGAUGAUCUUACCGAUCCAUCGCAUCAACUCCGAUCUAUUCUACAAGAUUUACGAGAAAUUAGAUUAGUUAAAUCACGAAAGGGGUUAAAAGAACUUAAUGAAUCCAAUAUAGUAUUGAAUGGACUCUCAUUAUUAGAAAUCAACGAAUUACGACCUUUCGUAUUAACAGUCAUGAACAAACUACGUCAACUACACGAUACUAAUAAUGAACAAACAGCAGCAGAUACCAACGGAAAUGAUUCUGAUGGUAUGGCUGAUGAUGAUGAUUAUGACGAUGAAGGUGCCUAUGUUUAAAAGUGACUCUCGCUCGCACCCACUUCCACAAAAUCAUAUUACAAACCACCACAAACCACCAAUAAGGUGUAACCCUCUAAACGUGCCUGGUGAGUGAUAGAUGCCGCCUUUGUU